Eremothecium sinecaudum is the source of this 1581-nucleotide messenger RNA. RefSeq names its product phosphatidylinositol-3-phosphate binding protein (gene PEP7). The transcript has a single exon. Bases 1 to 1581 code for a protein of 526 amino acids. NCBI's taxonomy places the organism in Eukaryota, Fungi, Ascomycota, Saccharomycetes, Saccharomycetales, Saccharomycetaceae. Gene Ontology annotation, molecular function: metal ion binding. The record is from RefSeq and is a predicted model, not a curated record.
AUGUCGGAAGCUGGUGGUAGCGAUGAUAGGGAAGGUUCUAAUAGCGUUAAUGGGAGUAACGGCUCAGACGAGUUAUACCAAUGUCCAGUAUGUAAUGAGGAUAUUAAAGGGUUAGCUUCCCUAAAUAUGCACUUGGAUGUUGCGCACGGUUUCAACGAUGAACAAUCAAAUUCUAAGGCUAAUAAUGCUCCCAAGAGGGUUAAGCAGGCCAGAUAUGGCUCCUCGAAGAAUGUUGAUAGACCAGAUGGUAAAGUAAGGCCCCUUAUAAACCAAUCACAUUGGCAGCCAAUUCAGCCGUGGAAGUCCACUUGUUUUGCUUGUAAGAAAGUCCUCAAUGCUAAUAAUGGAAUGAUGAACUGUGCGAAAUGUGGAGAGGUGUUUUGCAAACGUGAUUGCGGUUUUUUGGUGAUGUUGAAUAAAAAUGCUACCUAUGACCCGAUAAAUGGAGAAUGGUUUGCAUGCUGUAGAGAGUGCAUGGAGGAUAGAAAGGGCUAUAAUGACUACGGGCAGGCUACCGAUUUGUCAAGAACAUAUGUAGAGAUGCGUAAUGCGAAGAAUGAGGAUACAGAGCUUCGUGUUUUGCAACUAGAGGCCCGCCUUAUACGACUAGUUGAUGGGAUAGUAGACAUUAACAAGAAACACGAAGAUUCAACCUUCUCCUCUAUAAGAGUAAACCGGGAGCUUUCAACCUUUGAAAGAGCAGUUACUCCAUGGCGUACAGAUGAAACAUCUUCCAAGUGCUCCAUGUGUGAGCGGUACUUCAACCUGCUGCUGCGAAAACAUCAUUGCAGACUGUGUGGAAGGCUUGUUUGUGACAAUGCCUUCACCAAUUGCUCUAACGAUAUACCUAUCCAUAAGAUUGCGAAUUCAGCGUUGCAUUUACCUAUCAAGGACCUCGAAAGUGCAAAGAAAGUCAACACCACGCUGAAGGUAUGCACUGACUGUAUAAGGUACGUUUUUGCGAAAAGAUCAUUCCAAAAUGACAAGGUGUCUAAGGAACUACCGCCUUUACUUUCAAAGUUCAACGAACUGGACACAAUAUCAAGGAUAAUAACAAGGAUACUUCCCCGGUUUAAGCAAUUGUUGACAACCGUGAAUAUCAAAAAUCAAAAUCCAGAGAAAAACGAUAUAGAAGAACUCACAAAACUCAGAAGAAGACUAUUAGAGACUUUUAUGGUAUAUGAGAAGCUUGCAAAGCAACUCUUCCAUACAAAACCAACCAAUGCGGCAGAACAGAAGAUCCAUGCUUCCAUACAAGCCAAGGCAACCAUCUUUAUUCAAGAGAAUAUGUUACCUUUGAAGAAUGUUCCACAGGUAUUAGCUCCCCCUCCUCCUUACGUAGAAUCGGAGGAUAAAAAGGGUCAAUUACUCUUCAACAACCUAACUAUUCCGGAGGUCAAGAGCUAUAGGGAACAACUUAUGGUUCUAAAGGAACAGAAAUUCAUAGUGGAGGGUUUAGUUCUUGCUGCUACAAAACAGAGAAAAUUUGAUGAAAUAAUCACCCUUAAGCAGAAUAUAGCAGAGCUCGAAACACAGAUAAAUGAUAUAGAGAACAAACUGGGAGAUGAAGGGUUUAAUUGA